AUGAACCGCAGCAGCAGCAGCACAGACGAAAAGCCAAUGAGGACCGUGCUCUGGGGCUGUGAGCUAAAUCAGGAGAAGCGGACUUGCACCUUCAAACCCCAGGUGGAAGGGAAGCAGGACUGUAAGCUGUCGCUCAGGACGAUUUGCUUGGGGGAGAAAGCCAAAGAGGAGAUGAACCGCGUGGAGAUCCUGCCCCCCGCCACCCCUGAAGACAAGAAGUCGCAGCCGGUGACCAUUGCCUCGCUCCAGGCCUCUGUCCUCCCCAUGGUCACCAUGAUGGGAUUAGAACUUUCUCCUCCAGUCACUUUUCAGCUCCGGGCUGGCUCGGGACCCGUGUUCCUCAGUGGCCAGGAAUGUCAUGAAACGUCAGACCUGCCCUGGGAGGAGGAGGAGGAGGAGGAAGAGGCAGAGGAGGAAGAGGAGGAAGAUGACGACGACGAUGAUGAUGAAGUGUCUCUAGAGGAGGAGUCCCCCGUUAAACCAGUCAAAAGGCCGGCGCCCCAGAAGCAGAUGAGCGCUGCUAAGAAAAAAAAACUGGAAAAAGAAGAGGAGGCAAUGAGAUCCAGUCUUAAAGAGAAGAGCCCCGUGAGAAAGGGCUGCACAAGUGGCUUUGGGGCCCUCUUCACCCGCUGGCCAGUUCUGAAGCAAGCCGGGGGAGGUACCCUGCCCGUCACCCCCAAGUUUGAUCCCCUGGAGUGGCAAGGGGUGACAGAAAAGCAGUGCAAGCAGCUGCUGCAGGCCAAGCCCACCCCCUGCCCCCUGGAGGGAGACUCCUCCUUCUAA
Molecule: messenger RNA, 783 nt
Organism: Cynocephalus volans (Philippine flying lemur)
Lineage: Eukaryota; Metazoa; Chordata; Mammalia; Dermoptera; Cynocephalidae
Gene: NPM2
Product: nucleophosmin/nucleoplasmin 2
Exons: 10
Coding region: 1-783 (260 amino acids)
Biological process (GO): chromatin remodeling; positive regulation of DNA replication
Cellular component (GO): cytoplasm; nucleolus; nucleoplasm
Molecular function (GO): chromatin binding; histone binding; RNA binding
Source: RefSeq, a predicted model, not a curated record